CCACCUCAAAAACUCUGACCGAUUCUUUCCUUCUUCCGUCUCUAAGAAUUAGCAGUAGUUCAAACUUCAAACGAGACGUGAGUGAGCAUUUAGUGCAUUUAAACUGUAAAAUAACAAAUGUCUAAGGGCUGUAGCUACACUGUUCGACGCUUGAUCCUUUCGCGACCGCAAUAGCUCCCAUUUCCGAACCUUGCCAUUUAAGAGGAGGGGGAAAGAGAGAGAGAGCGGGACCGAGACAGAGAAAGAGAGCUCGCGCCCAUGGCGACGACAACGACGACGCUCGGUUGAGGAGGCGAAUGGGAAUUCCAUCUCCGAUUCCUCUCCGCCAAAUCGAGGGACUCCUCCGCCGCGAGCGACCCCGCCUCGGAUCCUUACCUCCUCCAAUCCGUAUGCUUUUCCCCUUUGAAUUCGUUCUCCUUUUUGGGCAAAAAGUUUGAUCCAGGGUUUCGUUCUGGGGCUUAUGUGAUUGAGGGUGAGGAAGAUCUACGAGAUUUGUAAGGAAUCGGGGUCGGAGGAGUUGGUGGCUCGAGCUUACCCCCAUAUGAACAAGCUCUUCCAGCGAUGCGUCUCUGCGCUUCCCCAGUCGCUGACCUCCAAUGGCGUUCUUCUCCUGACUGUCCUCCAAUUUUUCCUUGAUUUUCGAGAAGUGGUUCUGCAUGAUGCUGAUGCUAGUCUAAGCGCCUUCUUUCGGUCAUGCCUGAAGAGUUUGCAGAUACUGUUGUUGCCGAACAUGCACUUGAGUUUCUUAAUGCGAACACAGCGAAGAUUCUCAGAUCUCAUCCUUCCAUACUGCCACAGGUUCAAAUAUUUAUCCGGCUAUUAAAUGGAAAGAGGCUUAUAGUUCGUGUUAGCUUAAGUGACACUGUGAGAGAACUCAGAUAUUUGAUUGGGAGGAAAACGGGCAUCCCGUUGGAAGAAUGCAAUAUUUACAGUCAGAUAUCAAUUUGAAGAGAGAAUGCAUUGAUUCAGAAACCCAACGAUUCUGAAAAACGCAGUGCAUGCAGAUUGAAUGCUUUGAGACUAUUUAGAGAAUGCACAAAUCAUGUGUGCAUCCAACUUUAGUGAUUGAACUACGUAAUAUAA
Molecule: messenger RNA, 1083 nt
Organism: Ananas comosus (pineapple)
Lineage: Eukaryota; Viridiplantae; Streptophyta; Magnoliopsida; Poales; Bromeliaceae
Exons: 4
Coding region: 542-823 (93 amino acids)
Cellular component (GO): AP-5 adaptor complex
Molecular function (GO): protein binding
Source: RefSeq, a predicted model, not a curated record